AUGGAGACCGAACGUCAAACCGGUCCGGGAGAUGUGCCCGGUCCGGGGCGCAGGACGGACGGCAGCGGUGCCUGGCAGGGGAGCUUGCUGCAACUUCAGGUCGUCGGCUUGGAUGGUGAGGGUCUUGCGUUGCGAGUUCCAGAGUCCCUCACGGGACAGCAGCUACGCAAAAUCCUCCGUCGCCUACUGCCACUGAGAGCUGGAUUCCGAGUCUCCCUGCAGAAGGGAUCCGAGAUGCUUUCUUCCAAGAAGACGUUGAAGGAACAAGGACUGAGCGAUGCUUCCUCGGUGUCCUACUUGUAUGAGCCCGCCAGUUUGCAUGAUGCUUGGAAACUCCUCCAUUCGGCACCGGUGGAGGAUAGGUUUGCGGCUUUGGAUGGGCUUCGGCAUUUACAAGGGAUCUGGAGCUUGAAUCAGCUGAGAGAACUUCCUGAGAGCCUGCAAAGUCUGCAGUUCGCCCAGAAGUUCAACCAAUCUUUGGAGCGGGGACCAGCACUGCCCUUCGGCUUGAAGGAACUGGCCUUUGGCCAUUCUUUCAAUCAAUCUUUGGCGAAGGUCAAUUGGCCCAAAAGCCUUGAGAGUCUGAGUCUUGGCAAUGAGUUUGACCAAAGCUUGGACAAGGUGACUUUGCCCAGCAGUCUCUGUAGUCUGACCUUUGGCCGGGAUUUCAACCAAUCUUUGGAGGAGGUCAAAUGGCCUUCCAACCUCGAAAGCUUAACUUUCGGACAUGAUUUUGAUCAGAGCUUGGUGAACUUGCCCAGCAGCCUUCACCAUCUCACCCUCGGCUUUCAUUUCAACCAGACUUUAGACCAAGUGACCUGGCCCACCCUUCACAGCUUGACACUGGGCUACGACUUCGACCAAUCCUUGGAUCGAGUGGCUUGGCCCAGCACCCUGCAGAGUCUUACGUUUGGCUACAAAUUCAACCAGCCCUUGGAUCGCGUUGAACUGCCUCCCAGCUUGAAGACUUUGAUCUUCGGCAAUGACUUCAACCAGUCGUUGGAGCGAAUCAACUGGCCCAGAUGCUUGGAAACUCUGACCUUUGGCGGGCACUUUGACCAAAAACUGAGAGGAGUGACUUGGCCCAGCGGCCUGCGUAGCUUGAGCUUCGGUUUCCGUUUUAACCAGACCUUAGAAGACGUCAAGUGGCCCUCCGGACUUCAGAGCUUGAAGUUGGGCUUUGCUUUCAAUCUCGCGUUGAGAGGUGUCGAUUUUCCCGGCCUGGAGACUUUGGCCUUUGGCUAUAGAUUCGAUCAGACUUUGAAACAUGUUUCUUGGCCUCGGGGCCUCCAGAGUUUGACCUUUGGCUUCAAUUUCACACAAAGCCUAAGCCAAGUGGCUUGGCCAGACAGCCUCGAGAAUCUCAUCUUUGAGGGCAAGUUCAUCGAACCUUUGGAAGAAGUUACCUGGCCCAGCAGCCUCAAGAGCUUGACUCUGGGCGUCGAAUUUGACCAGCCGUUGGAAGGAGUGAGGUGGCCAAGCAGUUUGAAGAGAUUGACCUUCGGAGAGCAUUUCAACCAGCCGUUGGAGCAGGUAGCUUGGCCUGGCCUGGAGACCCUGACGUUGGGCUCUGCCUUCAACCAGAGUUUGGAGCAAGUGACUCUUCCCAGCAGCCUUUUGUCCGUGACCUUCGGCUACAAGUUCAACCAGUGUUUGGAUCAAGUCGCUCUACCCAGUAGCUUGCGAAGUCUCACAUUGGGCGAUUGUUUCAACCAGGUGUUGCAACAAGUGAGAUGGCCAAAGAGCCUAGAGAGCCUGACCUUUGGUUUUGCUUUCAACCAGAGCUUGGAAGAUGCAGUUUUGCCCUGCAAUCUCCAGUCCUUGACGUUUGGCGCCCGAUUCAAUCAGUCUUUGGAGGAAGUGGCUUGGCCCUGCAGCCUCCAGAAUUUGACGCUUGGCUAUGGCUUUAAACAAAGCUUAGAGCAUGUUGCCUGGCCGCGCAGCCUCAAGCACUUGGUUCACAGGGAGCUGGCCCUGUCUGCCUGA
Molecule: messenger RNA, 1986 nt
Organism: Durusdinium trenchii
Lineage: Eukaryota; Dinophyceae; Suessiales; Symbiodiniaceae
Source: the annotation of a GenBank genome assembly